AGAGAGAGAUAAAGAGAUAAAGCAAGAACAACAAAUGAAAGGAGAGAAAGAGUGAAAGAUAUAUGAGGAAGAAAUGCACAAACAGAUUUCAGAUUAGGAUCAGUCUCACAUUCCAAGCAUUUCCCAGACAGUCAUGACCAAUUUCAUUUAUAACAGACAGUGACAAUCAUCCUAACCAUCUGAGGAGGAAGAACAAGUGAUUGGGAAACCCCUUCACACCCUAUUCAAGCACUAUUUGGAGUCACUCUCAGGCAUUGUUUGCACAUACCCAGUGUGAUAGCGCCCCCUCUGGAUAAAGCUUCCUGAUCUCGGUCACAGCAAGGCUCUCAGAGUUGAUCAGCGCCUGGCAAACCAUUCUGCAAACCACACGGAGACAAGUCAGACGACAGAUAGCAGGUUUAUGUGGAAACCACAUCAUGAGAUAUUCCAGGGCAGGAAGUGAUGUCACAAUUCAGUGUCCGAAUGAGACUCAUCCUGGAUGUAACUCAAUAAACUGGACCUACAAAAAAAAUAAAACCACCAAAUAUCCCUUGGUGAUUGAAGGCAAAUUUGAUACACCCGGAAAUAACCGACUGAGACUGGAGCCUGACUGUUCUCUGCACAUUGGUUAUGUCACCACUGUUGAUGCAGGAAUGUACAUCUGUAGAAAAAGCCUGAAAGACAAUAUUUCUGUUCAACUUGCUGUGAUCAGUGUUUUCAGCUCUAUUCAUGAGUCUAAGCUGAAGGUUAACGAUACAGUGACCAUUCACUGUCUCCUGCACACUUAUGACUCUACCACCCACUGCAAUGCAUACAAAGGGGACUUGAGCCUUGAGUGGGUUGGUUCUGACCAUCAUGAUGUCACUAAAUCCCCAUGCAACAUCAGCACCAGACUGACUCUUACACGGAAUCAGCUGGGGAGGAAAGUGCACUGCAGACUGAAACGUGGAGGAGUGGAAAGGGCAUCAGCUGUUUACACCCUCAGUUUCUCAGAAGAAAGAAGAGAGGAAAAUGUUGUCUGCGAGUCUGCUGUGCAAAUGGAAGUCCUCGAACUGACCAUCGCCUUGACUGCUGCUCUGGCCGUAGUGGCAUGUGUAGCUUUGCUGGUGGUCUUGAGGAAGCAAUCAAAAAAUAAAAAAGUAAAGAGAAAAAAGAAAGUUGGCCAGCAAAACACAGAAGAGGAACACACAUACAUUGAGGUUCACCCCAAAAACCCAACACAUGCUGAGCAGAGGAAGGUUGGUGACCUCUUUCUGUACUUGUUGACUUACAAGCACACUUCUAUGGGUUAUCCAUAGCCUUUAUUAGAUAGGACAGUGAUGAAAAUAACUUUUCAAGAUAAAUGACUUUGAAUUUUUGAAUCAAAUUUACAUAUUUAUAUUCUGCAUACAGCCCUGCAUCGACCUCCACAACCUUUAACUCAAAUAAAUGUUUAGAGGAAGUGUUGACAAAGUUGCGACUACUGUCGAGACACCACAGGAAAACUGUUUUAGCGUUCAGGGCUCACUGUCCUCUUCCCUGACUUAGUUAAUCAGCAGUGGGCUUGUUAGUUCAGUCAUUUCAGUCACUUUCAAACUUAGGUCAUCCUGUUGCAACCUAUUGAACUCAUUGUGACACAUACUACAAGAUAAUUACUCUCCAUACAAACUAUGUAUGAACUGGCUGGGAUGACGUGGUAGAAUUGAGGAAGCUGUGACUCUCACUUGAAUACUGAACUCAGAUCAUAAGACAAACUCAAGAGGACCAAACAUGACAGCAGUCCGACUUGCUUUGAUAGUGCUGCUCCUCUGCCUCACUCAUCCACAACCAGGUAAAUGUGAAGUCCCACAUAUUGUGUAUUCAAAGGAAAGAGAUUAUGUGAAACUGCCAUGUGAAAAUGUAAUUGCUAAAGACUGCUCUACAACUACAUGGCUCUAUAGCACCUCUGGAACCAGAUCAACUGUUGAAGUGGUCAACCGUGGGAAAAUCAAAUCUGACAACACAAACAUAGCAGACAGACUGAAGCUAGAGCCGGACUGUUCUCUCAAAAUUAUCAACAUCACCUCUCAGGAUGCGAGAGAGUACAUCUGUCGACAGUUCCUGAUGGAAGAUGGAAACCAAAAUGGAGAAGACCGUCUUGUUUAUCUUUCUGUACUCACAGUUUCCUCCUCAAUUCCAGCAUCAGAGAUGAAGGCUGACACCAAUGUGACCUUCUACUGCCAUUUGGCCAUCCAUGAUAGCCAGAAUAACAAGGGUGACAUAAAGCUAGUGUGGACUGACUUUGACCAUCAUCAGGUCAAGGAUCCAUAUAAUAUCGCGUUCACACGAACAUUGACAAAAGAGGACAACAAUAGGAAGCUGCAGUGUAAAGUGGAAUGGAAGGGAGAGCUCAAAGCCACUGUGGACUACAUCAUCAAAGGUCAAGAUGGCUCUCACCCUGUGGGGUUGAUAGGUGCUGUGGUUGGGGCUGUAGCUGUGGCUGUGGCUCUGUGUGCAUUUCUAGUAUUUCUCUGGAGGAGGAAAGCAAAGCGUCAGACGGCAAAUGUGAGGUCAGAAAAUGUGAGCACAAAUGUACCAAAGGAGAAAACUGAAGACGAGAGGAAAACAUCAGGACAAUCAAAACAGGCUCCGGGAGACCAGGGAGUCACCUAUGCAGAAAUUACCAUCACAGCAAACAUCAGGAAAAGCUCAGAUAAACUCCCAGCCCAACAUGAGACGGAGUAUGCCACCGUCAAGACAAAGUGCUAAACACACCACCCCCACUGUAGGUGGUACUUUCUUGAAUUUCCCCUGGGGAUCAAUAAAGUAUCUAUCUAUCUAUCUAUCUAUCUAUCUAUCUAUCUGGUACUGCAAAAACAUAUUUUCCUACAGUGACAUGUACAGCAUCUCUCGGUAGAAUCUUGGUAUAUAGUUUCCUUUUUUUCUUAUUUGUUAAUUUGUUUGUUGUUCGUCUUGUCUUGGAGUCACCGGUCCUUCCGGCAUCUUUUGUCUUCUGUGUCAGUCUUGUAUGUGGAGCGGUUUGGGCUGCACUCUGUGCAUAUAAAAAUGCACAUAUAAAAUAAAAAUUACUUGACGUAA
Molecule: messenger RNA, 3036 nt
Organism: Alosa sapidissima (American shad)
Lineage: Eukaryota; Metazoa; Chordata; Actinopteri; Clupeiformes; Clupeidae
Exons: 15
Coding region: 1729-2706 (325 amino acids)
Biological process (GO): positive regulation of ERK1 and ERK2 cascade; T cell activation; interleukin-15-mediated signaling pathway
Cellular component (GO): membrane raft; external side of plasma membrane
Molecular function (GO): protein tyrosine kinase binding; MHC class II protein binding
Source: RefSeq, a predicted model, not a curated record